AUGCCCAGGAAUUUAUUUACAUUCCUUUUCGGAGCUACGCUCUUAGUCGUCCUAAUAAUAAUGGCUGAAGCUCAGCCCGGCCCAGAAGUCCAAGGCUGGUGGCCCACAAGGCGACCAACUAGACCCACACGACCGACUAGACCACCAACACGUCCGACUAGACCCCCAACACGACCGACUAGACCAACACGGCCGACUAGACCACCAACACGACCGACCAGACCACCAACUCGACCGACUAGACCAACUCGGUGGACACCACCCACUUGGAGAACACUACCGACUAGGCCAACCUGGAGACCGACUAGACCAACCUGGAGACCUACUCGAGGUCCUAGACCAGCAAGAGCAGCAACAAGAACUGCCGCACCUCCUGCAUGCCCACGUAAGCCUGUUAGGUGUACCACCACUGGUCCGUCAUUAUGUGUGCGCAGCCGAAAUGGAAAACUUUGUCGUCGCGUAGCUAACCAGUGCGCCUUACGUAACCUCAACUGUCAAUCAAAGCCCCGUAACAAUUGGAUCGUUUCUAAUCUGAAGGGAUGUUGCAAGCUUAAGGUGGGCCAACGUCCGGUUAACUGCAGGGACCUAUAA
This is a messenger RNA of Bactrocera tryoni, 591 nucleotides long. Its product is annotated as salivary glue protein Sgs-4-like. Bases 1 to 591 code for a protein of 196 amino acids. The transcript has 3 exons. Lineage: Eukaryota; Metazoa; Arthropoda; Insecta; Diptera; Tephritidae. The record is from RefSeq and is a predicted model, not a curated record.